This is a messenger RNA of Branchiostoma floridae (Florida lancelet), 5799 nucleotides long. RefSeq names its product DNA topoisomerase 2-binding protein 1-like. The coding region runs from base 46 to 5055 and encodes 1669 amino acids. The transcript is spliced from 21 exons. Gene Ontology annotation, biological process: DNA replication initiation; mitotic G2 DNA damage checkpoint signaling; mitotic DNA replication checkpoint signaling. NCBI's taxonomy places the organism in Eukaryota, Metazoa, Chordata, Leptocardii, Amphioxiformes, Branchiostomatidae. The record is from RefSeq and is a predicted model, not a curated record.
UCAAUAGUUCGAGAUUAGUCCCAUUGUUUGUGCAGCAGUGCCAGUAUGGCAGAGGAGUUUGUGGUCCAGUUUGUCCUGGAUGAAGAUGAAGAUGACCAGAGCCAGAUGCAGCGAGCGGAGGAGGCCGUCAGGACCACGGCUAACCUCCCCACACAGGUCAUCAACGGCCCUGCGGCGCUGGAGAUCACCAAGGCUCAGAAGAACGCGCUGGUCGUGUGUGAUCCAUUCGAGGGGGAGGUGUACGAACAUUUGAAGGCAUUGAAAUGCAGAAUUGUAGGUCCCCAGUGUGUCCUGUCCUGUCUAAAGCUGGGGAAGGCCAUCCCCAAGGCUGACCACCCCAUCUACACUGUGGCUAUGAAAGAUGUGGUCAUCAGCUGUUCUAGUGUGGAGAAACAGGAGAGGGCCAUGAUCCAUGAGCUAGUCCACCUGAUGGGAGGGCGUGUUGCUAAGGACUUCACGGCCAUGGUGACCCACCUGGUGGCAGGGGAGGUGGGCUCCAAGAAGUACCACGUCGCCGUGAAGCUUGGCAAACCCAUCAUGCUCCCUGAGUGGAUAAGGGCCUGCUGGGAACGGGGUAAAACCCGCCACAUCAACGCCACAGAUGAGGAGUUUGAUCAGUACAAGUGCCGCCUGUUCCAAGGGUGUGUGGUGUGUGUGUCAGGACUGGACAGUGUGGACAGGCAGGAGAUCAGGAGUCAGGUGGAGCAGCACGGAGGGAGGUACUCCGGAGAACUCCGCAUGAAGGAGUGCACUCACCUGGUCGCCAAGGAACCAAAAGGUGCGAAGUACGAGUUUGCGCGGAAGUGGAAGCUGCACUGCGUGACGACCCGGUGGUUCUACGACAGUCUGGAGGCUGGGGCGUGUCAGGAUGAGAACCUGUACCGUCUGGACAAAACAAAAAGCACCGGGAACAACAAGACUUCUACACCAUCUCAGGAAAGGAAAGCCCCUCGAUUCAGCACCAACAGCAUCGCAGACAUCAGUACCAUAUCCACCGCCUCCAGCCGGGGGAACAUGUCUCACGUGAACGAGACAAACCUGGACGGAACGCGCCUACCUCUGGACGCAUCACGAGACUACGGCGAGACGUUGCACUACGAGCUGGACAACCUGGACAUCUCCAACAUCGGUGCCGACACGUUCUUAGACGGCUUCACCAUUUACCUGAGCGGCUUCACCGGGACCAGGCUGGAGAAACUCAGGAGGAUCGUCAACGCAGGCGGCGGCAUGAGACUCAACCAGCUCAACGAGAAAGUGUCGCACGUGGUCAUGAGCGGUCCAGACGAACAUCUCGCGCAGAAGCUGACUGCGGAAAACCUGCGACCCCACGUGGUGUCCGCCAUGUGGCUGGUGGAGUGUGUUAAGGAGGGCAGGCAGGUGUCAGAGGAGACCUUCUACUGCUUGGAGCUCCCACCGUUGGACCCAACCUCUCCUGUGCAACCCAAGAUAGUGAAGAAGUCUGUACCAGACCAACCCCCUCCUCCUCAACCUGAAGAUGAGGAUGCAACACAGAUGGAAGAGGAAGAACCAGCGGAUGAUGACAUCAUGAGUCAAUAUCUGGCAGAGGCAGAGGAAGACGAAGAAGAUACCACAACUAUAGAAGUACCACAGGAGAGGCAAGAGCCAACAGAAGAGGAGGAUGAUGAGGUGGUCCUGAUGAUGCCACAGGAGAAGAACAAGCCUGAGGAGCAGGAGGAGGACGAAGAGGUGGUGCUGAUGAUGCCACAAGAGAAGAACCAACCUGAGGAGCAAGAGGAGGAGGAUGGCGAUGUUACCAUGGCAAUGGAUGAAGAUGAGGCAGAGAUGGAGACAGGAGGAGGAGGAGUGUUUGAGGGGAAACUCUUCUCCUUCUACUCCUUCACAGAGGGGCAGACGGCCACCCUGGCAGACUUUGUGGGACAGAAUGGGGGCUCUGUAGUGAAGUCCGGUUCCAGAUCCGUGCCUAACUACGCUGUGGUGCCGCUCCUGGGGUUCCCUGAGGGGAUCUCAGCAGAGGAGAUCGUGACGGACUGCUGGCUGAACAUGUGUCUGGAACAGGAGACCCUGCUCAGGCCGGAACAUAACCCCUUAUUCACACCCCUCACAUUCAAGCCUGAUGCCAUGCCUCUGGUGGGCUGUGUCCUCUCUCUCAGUCAGUACACAGGAGUUGAGAGGGAAUUCCUGACUGGGUUAGCAGAGGAGCUUGGGGCUUGCUGUCAGGAGUUCUUUGUGCGGAAGGCCCAGCCCAGUAAGAACCUCCAGGCCAGCACUCACCUGAUCUGUAAAACACCUGAGGGAUCAAAAUAUCAGGCAGCAAAGAAGUGGAAGUUGCCCGCCGUGACGUCCCACUGGAUAUUUGAGUGUGGGAGGAGUGGGAAAAAGAUCCCAGAGGAACGGUUCCUCGUUAGUAAUGUACCACAGCAGCAGGAACCACAGGAGCCUAAAGCAGACAAACCAGCAAAAACAUCAAAUGCACCAAACCAUGAAUCCAAACCCAAGGAAGCGAGAUUAAGUGUGACACCAUCCGAGGCCCCUGGACCGAGUAAAGACAGCCCAGGUAACAAGGAAAACAGACAAGAAGACAGAAGAACGUCUACUCUACCCAAACAGCAAACCUCUCUGCCUUCCACUUCAACAAAAGAAGAAAUAAUCUCUCCAAUAAAAAAGGAGGAUAGGACUUGCAAUACAAACACUACUGCUCAAAAGGUAUCUGAACCACCACGUUCUAAAGAGCAAAAUGAUAGAAAAGAGACCAGUAAACCAUCAGUGAUACCAAAGAACAAGAUGCCCGUCUUGAACAAAGAGCCUCUUGCAGCUAAGAACAAAACUCCAGUCCUGAGCAAAGAGCAGCUGUCAGUGAAGAAGAACAAGAGACUGACUGAACUGCAGAAGACGCAGGUGAAGUUGGACACGCCCAGUAAGUUCCUGAGUAAAGGUGUGGUGUUCAAGCCUUCGUUUGACAUGCAGGAUGCCAUGGACGCCCUCCAGUCACCCACUGUGGUGGGCAGUCAGGGACAGAGGAAGAGGGCCAGGAGGUCCAGUGUGCCCCUAGAUGCCCUGCUACAGCAGAACCUGGAGAAGGCCCUGUCCAACUUCAGUAAGGAGGGGAACCAGCCGGCCCUGGGGAUGCCACAAGGAGGACAGGAAGAAGAGGAAGAUGAAGAAGAAGAGGAGGUUUUUACUAAGGAGCCCUCCCCUCCCAGACCACUGUCCGGUGUGGUGAUCUAUGUGAGUAAGAAGCUGAGUAAGCAGCAGAGUGACUAUAACGACCUGGCCAACUCCCUGGGGGCUGACUACAGGUGGACGUAUGACGAGAGUGUCACGCACUUCAUCUUCCAGGGUCGAGCCAACGACACUACCAAGGAGUUCCGCACGGCGCGGUCGCAGGGGAAGACGAUCGUGUCUCCCCAUUGGCUGCAGGUGUGCGAGGAGCAGGGAGCCAGAGUGGACGAGACGCUGUUUCCUCACACCUACAACCCCAAACUCAGUCUGUCCCAGGCAGUGGUGUCUAAGACCCCAGCUCGGUCGACCCGCAGCUCCUCCCGUAGGAAGGACUCUGAGCAGCAGGACAAGCAAGACAGUACAGAGGGGGAGGAGGAGAGGGAACAGGAGGACCAGGGGCAGGACAGGACUCACAUAGAACAGGAGGGAGGGACUCUGGAGAUGAGGGAAGAUUUCCAGCGCCAGUUCGAAGAGAUCAUGUCUGCCACGCGGGUGACCCGCAGUAGCCGGCGGAGAACCAAACGUCUCAACGACUCCACGGGAACGCCCUCCGCAUCAGACGACAGCGCCAAGCGCUUCUCCACACGCAGCAGGACGCGGGCACCAUCACAGACUUCCAAGGGCGACGGCAAGGACAAACUGGCGGGUCAAGAACAGACUAAGAGUGCUGCAAAGUGUCCCGAGAACUUCACAGAAGCGUCCCAGAGUAUCCAGAUCAGCUGGGACGACCCCACGGGCCGGCUGGAGAGGGAACGCAUCGCAGAGCAGCUACGCUAUCGGGCCAGCCCCACACAGGAGCUGGAGGAACUCUCACAAGACGGACAGGACUUCCUCACCAGAAUGUCAGGGGAGACAGCCAAUCAGGACCAAGGACCAGGUCAGCUGAGACACCCGUCGGCCAAUAACAGAGCAGCAUCGACCUCACCCAAUCAGGGAGCAGACAGAAGUUUUGGAGAGGACGAGCCCACACCGACCCCAGAGGGCCCCUCCAUUGCGUUCCCCAUCGCGAGGCCGGCAGUACCACACCCGCCAACCGUUGCUAGGGCACAGGGUGAGGAGGAGGAGGAGGUGCAAAAACAGGUUUACGUCUUCCAGAUGUCAGGGAUGACCCCACAGGAGAAGAUGGACUACAGCGGCCUGAUCGAGGAACUGGGAGGCGAGGUCGUCGACAAGCAGACGUUCGACGGGCGGUGCACCCACAUCGUGGUGGGGAACCCUAACAGGAACGAGAAGUACCUGUCUGCCCUGGCCACGGGGCGCUGGAUCCUACACAGGUCCUACAUGGAGGCCUGCAGGGAGGCAAAGGCUUUUGUAGAGGAGGAUCCCCACGAGUGGGGCACUGCCACAGACGUCAGCGGCAUGCCCGAGAACGUGGCACGGCUGGCCCUGGCGGCGCGACGCUGGCGACAAAAGCUCGCCGACGUGCGCGCCAGGAACAACAACCCCGACAUCAACGCCUUCCAGAGCUGGGCCGUGCUCCUGCACGUGGACCAGGGUCGAACCUCCGGCUUCAAGCGUCUCCUCGAGUCCGGCGGGGCCACGGUGCUCAGCACGCGUCCUCCGCACGCCAACUUCUCCGAGGCCACGCACGCCUUCGUCGACUUGAAGGGCAAGGGCGUGGACCAGUCCCUGGACGUCCAGGCUCUGGUGGAGGCCGGGGUGUGGUGCCUGAAGUCGGAGUACAUCGCAGAUUACCUCAUGCAGGAUCCCAUCCCCAAACCACAGAACUUUGUCAUCAGUGAGGCCGUACCCUACAUGACAGCCCGGGAGGAGGCAUCAGGGGGUGAGACUCCCAGGAAGAGGAAGGCCAGUUCUGUGAGCGGGAUGGACGGAAAGCGAAGCAAAAGGCUGUAAUUCAAAGAUUACUGUAAGGAGAGUAGACAUGGCAACAAGAAUGUUGAUGUUGUAUGUGUUGCAUUUGAGACCAAAAGACUUCAACAAAAUACUGUAACUCAAUUGAAUAUAGCCAUGAAGAGAGUACAUAUUUUGUAAGAGUAAAAUCUGGUUGGGGUAUGAAUUUUAUUUCAUUUCACUUAACCUGGAUUUUAAUUAUGGCCAGUAGUGUUGCUUUUUGCUUCAUGUAGUGUUAGCCUCUCACUAUUCUUGUUCAAUACAUAGAUAGAAUGUAAUAUUUUACUAUAUAGAAAAACUUCAUAGAGAUUUGAUACUAUGUACAAAUGGUAAUCAUUUUAUGAAAUUAGUUUGAUUUGAGGGGACCAAACACGGAAUAAAUGUGUGUGUGCUAUAUUGUAGUUUUUAUCUAAUAGAAAAAUUUUUUGGGAUGGACAAGGAAUGAUCAGUUGGGUGGAAAGAUAUUCGUGCAAAUCUCUCAAAAUGUUCACAAUUGGUUAAAAUUGUCCUCAAAAUUUGUGCAAAUUGUUUCACUGUUUUGUCCUUUAAUACAUUUGUUUCUGUAAACAUUCUGUCAUCUGCCACAUUACCGCUUUCUGUCAGUCUUCUCUGUCAUGAUCGUUCUUUGUCCUUCCCAAGAUAUUCGAAUUUCUAAAUAUAUGCCUUUCAAAGUUUUCUACAUAUUGAGACCAUUGUAGAAUUUUAAAAACAUUGCUUAUAAAUAAAGUCUGAAAUUCAAAUUUUCCU